Molecule: messenger RNA, 623 nt
Organism: Onthophagus taurus
Lineage: Eukaryota; Metazoa; Arthropoda; Insecta; Coleoptera; Scarabaeidae
Source: RefSeq, a predicted model, not a curated record
CUUAAUAUGGAUUUUUUUUAACUUAUUUAGAAAAAAUUGCAAACAUUUUUUGUUUUCUUUUAAUGCAUAUUCAGCUAUUAUACUUUUACUAUUCAGCCACAUUUAUUUGCACCAUUACACCAACAAUCAUGCAUACCAUUGAAUUUUUGUACCGAAGAUUUUUGUAUUCUGUUUUAUUAAUUUAUUUUAAUCAAUUCAAUUAUUCCCAUACCCUUUUUGAUAAUGAAAUAAACUUGAAAUGCUUUGGAGUACGAUUCGACAACGUUACUCUAACAACGUAUUUUCCCAAUUAUAGCAGCGAAGAACAUGAUGAUGGUUUUACAGAUGUUAAAGGAAAUCCUUUGUGUACAUUACAGGAUUACGUAGAUGAUAGAACAAACUACGUCACCUUAUCAAUGGACGAAAAUCUAAAAAUUCCGUAUGGAACUUCAGUAUGUAUUCCAGAGUUAAACAAUCAUUUAGGACAUAGAAUACGAUUUGAAGUUCGAGAUAGUAGCAGCGAUAUUUUUCAAAGUGGAUAUAAAAGAGCAGAGAUUUGUGUUAGAUCUGAAACCGAUAGUUACGAUGUUAAUUAUAAUAGAAGAGUAACUCUUAUAUUUAUUUAAAAUUAAGAUAAAGAUGAU